Molecule: messenger RNA, 2334 nt
Organism: Orbilia oligospora ATCC 24927
Lineage: Eukaryota; Fungi; Ascomycota; Orbiliomycetes; Orbiliales; Orbiliaceae
Exons: 10
Coding region: 1-2334 (777 amino acids)
Molecular function (GO): ATP-dependent chromatin remodeler activity; ATP binding
Source: RefSeq, a predicted model, not a curated record
AUGACUCCUCGUGGAGCUCGGAUUGCGCAUACCCCGGAUUCGUCGUUCAAAGCCCAUACACUUCCGACUAUGAAUCCGACAUUAGUAACAACAGAUAUUGCCGAAUCAAAUUUCAACACGAACCAAGAUUAUAGCCAGGAGAUGGUCUGCUUAGGCUCAAUUCUUUUGGAUGCUUGCUCAAUGAGCUUAGAUAAUAUCAACACUGGGCAAGAACUUUCUCUCUCUGCAAUUGGCGGCUCAGUGCAAUUAUGGGCAAACAAGCACUACCUUGGGCUCCUCAAACGACCUGCCUCCACUAGCUUUCAAGAAAUCCUCAGCAGAUUCGAAAUCGACUAUAAACUUUAUCUAUCAAGCUCUGAAGUUACUAAAACUGAUUCCUCUGUUGAAUUUCAAGUGGCAGUCGAUCUAUAUUGCCUCGAAGAGGAAAGAUUUUCCAUUGGGCGGGCUUUGCUAAGCAGCGAGAUGUACCUGCAAGACCCGUAUGAAAAGAAAAAAGGGGUUGGGUACUCAAACCCGCAUAUACUGGAGGUCUCAGACCCUGAAGUAAUAGAAAAGCUUGCAUCAGAAGGAAUAAAUGUAUAUACUGCUCAGGACCAGGUUGGAAACAAAUCUAAGAAAUCAGCUGUCGAAGAGCUUCGUGGUCAAAAUGAUGAGAUAUCGGAUUUGUUCACAACAGGUUCCGAAAAUACUCCCAGCCUAGAAUACCUGAAUAUACAGGUUAGCUCGAGUAUAACUGUCAAGCUGAAAGAGCACCAAAAUAUUGGUCUAGCUUGGAUGCUGCAGAAAGAAGGGUAUCCUACGCCAAUAAGUCGCUCUUCCAAAUCCCAAGGAGGUAUACUAGCAGACGAGAUGGGAAUGGGGAAAACCUUGACAGCCUUAGCCCUUAUUGCGACAAGUAGAGAUAUGAGUCCACAUCAGAGCAGUGCUCAGAGUUUAGGCACUACAUUAAUCAUAUGUCCUAAAUCAGUCGUUACUGGAUGGGAGGAACAAAUCAAAAGAUUUACAACGAACUUUAGCUACAUAGUUUGUGAGCCGGUCAAUGGGAAGUUACCGGAAAUAAACUUUGCGCAAUAUGAUGUAGCCAUAGCUACCUAUGCUGCUUUGCAUUCGAGAUCCAGAACGGCAGGAAAGAUUUCAGCAUUUUAUUGGAGGAGAAUAAUUUUAGACGAAGGCACGCCUAUACAAAAUAAACUUGAUGACUACGGGUCGCUUCUCGAAUUCCUUCAGCACGAUACAUAUGGCACCCGCUCGGCAUUCCAGUCAAGGAUCAUUAAAUCGUUAGGGCAGAGGGGCGAGGAGUCCCUGCAGGAACUUCAACAGUUAGUCGCAGAGACAACUUUGCGUAGACUAAAACUCCAUUCCAGAUUAGAUUUACCAGUGCGAAGAGAUAUAGUACAGCAGCUCGAUUUCAACGCCGAUGAAGAGCGUCUACACAGACUACUCGGCCGGUUUGUCAACGCUAAAAUUCAGAAUGCGGUCCGGCAGGGAACACUUAAAAAUAUCGGAACCUACGCUACUCAAUUGAUCCUAAGGUUGAGACAGGUUUGUAAUCAUGGUGUUCACCUUUUGCCCCCAUUGGUUCAAGAAGAACUUCGGCGGUUCGAAUGUCAAGGAGGUGAGGAAUACGCGAUAUCCCACACCUUCACUGAGCCGAUUUGUGAAUUGUGCAAGAGUUCCGAAUUAUCGGCAACAAUUACCGGAAACUCAGUAACUUAUGAGGAUUGUCAACACGCAAUUUGUUCUAAAUGUAAUUCGGAUGCAAUUGAAUGUCCGCUGUGCUUCAAGUCCGCUCAAGAUUAUACUAUAUCAACCACCCAGCCAUCGACAAAAGUUCAAAAUCUUAUAUCGAAUCUCCAGUCAGGCUUCAGCGGGAAGAGUGUUGUAUUCAGUUGUUGGACGAAGAUGUUGGAUUUAGUCGAGGUGGCUCUGAAAAGUAACGGGAUAGGGUUCACCCGGAUGGAAGGCUCAUUGACGACGAGGGAGCGGAAAGAACAUCUACACACAUUUCGAAAUGACCCCAACUGUAGAGUUUUUCUAUCGACCUUGGGAAGUGGGAGCACAGGUCUCGAUCUCACCGUGGCCUCUGAAGUACAUCUCCUAGAGCCACAGUUCAACCCAAUGCUAGAAGAGCAAGCCCUGGCGCGAGUGCAUAGAAUUGGCCAAACAAACCCGGUUACCACUAUCAGAUAUAUUAUGAGGAAUUCUUAUGAAGAGCAAAUCUUGGAACGGCAAAAUAAAGAGCUUCAACUCGCAGGGUUAUGCGUUUCGGGUACCGUCCGUGCAACCGGAUCUAUAGAAAAGUAUUUGGAGUGUUUAGAGGCUGUCAUACGAUAG